Messenger RNA from Diorhabda carinulata, 490 nucleotides. It is a transcript of the gene Ms, whose product is annotated as myosuppressin. The record is from RefSeq and is a predicted model, not a curated record. The coding region runs from base 54 to 332 and encodes 92 amino acids. Lineage: Eukaryota; Metazoa; Arthropoda; Insecta; Coleoptera; Chrysomelidae. The transcript has 3 exons.
GAAGCGUUUUUCAAGAAAAUUUGUUCAAAUUUCUGUAAAUAAUAAGUUCUAGAAUGCAUCUGCCAGCAAUGAUUGUUUCCGUUUUUGGAACGGUCCUUGCUAUCUUAUUGACAUCUGUUGCGAAAGCAUCGAUCAUAAGCUGCCCACCUAGUGCCAUUCAAGAGCAAAUGAACCCAUCUCUAAGACAACUUUGUUUCGCAAUCGAACAGGCUGUUGAAGACAUGCCCAAACAGUAUGCCGAUAGAUUGGAAGAAAGAAAUACUAACUUAAAUGACAAAAGACAAGAUGUUGAUCAUGUCUUUUUGAGAUUCGGGAGAAGAUUAGGUUUAUAAAUGAACACAGUUUAAAGUGGAUUUGAAGAAAUAUUUUUCAUCCUAUUGCUUCAAUAAAGAUAUUUAUUACAUUGAGUUUCCCACUCCUUGCGAUUCAAUGUUAUUUAUUUGCGAAAGUGAAUUUAUAAUGUUAUUCAAUAAAUGAUAUUAUCUUUAUA